Messenger RNA from Durio zibethinus, 3608 nucleotides. RefSeq names its product disease resistance protein RPV1-like. The record is from RefSeq and is a predicted model, not a curated record. Gene Ontology annotation, biological process: defense response; signal transduction. Gene Ontology annotation, molecular function: ADP binding. Lineage: Eukaryota; Viridiplantae; Streptophyta; Magnoliopsida; Malvales; Malvaceae.
GAGCAAGAUCUAUGAAUAUUGAGUAACGAUCUGGAAAUUGGAUCAGCUAAAGAUUUUUCCAGCCCCAAAUCACUUUGACUAGAUCGUUUGGUGAUGAUUUGAAACAAUAUUUUCUAUGGGAGUUUCGGAGAAAGUGCAACAAUCCCAAAAAUAAAUCUAAUAUAUUAAUUUUUUCACAAUGGGUCUAACAACCACGGACCAUAAAUUUGCAUUUGAUGUCCAAAGUUUGCAUAAACCUUUUUACCUAUUAUUUUUUUGGUUAACUUCCAUGGCUUCCACACACGUAUCUGAAGCAUCUUCUUCUACCCCAAAAUCUAAAUAUGAAGUGUUCCUAAGUUUCAGAGGUGAAGACACACGCAAGAACUUCACCGAUCAUCUCUACGCAGCCUUGAUAAGAGCUGGAGUGAACACCUUCAGAGAUGAUAAUGAACUUUCAAGAGGCAAAGACAUCUCCUCAGAGCUGCUCAAGGCGAUCCAAGAAUCAAAAAUCUCUGUUGUGGUCUUUUCAAAAGGCUACGCUUAUUCCAGGUGGUGCCUAAAUGAGCUUGUGAAGAUUAUUGGGUGCAAAAACGCAAUAGGGCAGAUUGUUAUUCCAAUCUUCUAUGAAGUCGAUCCAUCUGAUGUUGGGAAACAGACAGGAAGUUAUGCAAAAGCUUUUGCUAAACACGAAGAACGUUUUGAAGCAGAUAUGGAGAUGAUCAAAAUGUGGAGGACAGCUCUUUCAGAUGCUGCAGAUUUAUCUGGUUGGGAUCUACAAAACGUUGCAAACGGGCAUGAAUCAAAGUUUAUCCAAAAGAUUGUGGAAGAUGUCCUAAGAAAAAUAAACCGCGUUCACCUGCAUGUUGCCACUCACCCAGUUGCUUUACAAUCCCGCGUUAGAGAGGUAAUGGCGUUAUUAAGAAUGGAAUCUGAUCAUGUUCGCAUUGUGGGCAUCUACGGAAUGGGUGGUAUAGGAAAGACCACCAUAGCAAAAGCUGUCUACAACUCUAUCUGUGAUGGGUUUGAUGGAAGCAGUUUCCUUUCAGAUGUUAAAGAUAUAUCUAAGAAAACUAAUGGUCUUGCAGGCAUACAACAACAACUCCUUUCUGAUAUCCUGAAUUUGAAAAGUAUUAGGAUUCAUAAUGUUGACAGAGGAAUCAAUUUGAUUCAGGAAAGGCUUUGUCAUCGGAGAGUUUUAAUUGUUCUUGAUGAUGUGGAUGAUUCAACACAAUUGAAUUCAUUGGUUGGGGAUCUAAAGUGGUUCGGUAUAGGAAGUAGGAUUAUUGUUACAACAAGGGAUGCACGUUUGCUGACUGAAUUAGAGGUGGACAAAAGAUAUAAAGUUGAAGAAUUGAAUCCUGAGGAGUCUCUCCAGCUUUUCAGUCGGCAUGCAUUUAGGAGGCCUAAUCCCAAAGAUGGUUACUUCCAACUUUCCAAGAGUGUGGUGGAUCAUGUUCAAGGACUUCCCCUAGCUCUUGAACUUCUUGGUUCUCAUUUGUUUAAAAGAAGCCAGCUUGAAUGGGAAAGUGUGGUCGAAAAAUUGCGACACAUACCUCAUGACCAAAUUCAUAAGAAGCUUAGGAUAAGUUUUGAUACACUAGAUUACCAAGUUAAAGCCAUAUUCCUUGAUAUUGCAUGUUUCUUCAUCGGACUGGAUAAAGAGUAUGUCAUGAAAAUACUAGAUGGUUGUGGUUUCUUUCCAGUAAUCGGUGUUAGUGUUCUCUUGGAGAGGUCUCUCAUAACAAUUGAUCACCAAGGUGGUCAUACGCUUAUAAAAAUGCAUGACCUACUUCGAGACAUGGGAAGAGAGAUUGUUCGUGCAGAAUCACCAAAUCAUAUUGGAAAAUGCAGCAGACUAUGGUUUCAUGAGGAUAUAGUAAACGUACUAAAAACGCACAAGGGAACUGAAUCUGUGGAAGGUCUUAGCCUAGAUGUAUCAGCCUGCAGAGAAGAUGUCAUUGUGAGCACUACUGAAGCAUUGGCAAAGAUGAUCAAUUUAAGAUUGCUGAAAAUUAAUUCCAUACGUUUUGCUGGUGGCAGCUAUGAAAACUUUUCCAAAGAAUUAAGAUGGCUUUGUUGGCAUAGGUGUCCUCUAAAAGUUUUACCGCCUAACCUCGAUUUAGAUAACAUGGCUGUUCUUGACUUGCGAUUUAGUAAUGUCAGAAAAGUUUGGAAGGAGACAAAGUUUCUCCACAAGCUUAAAAUACUAGAUCUCAGCUAUUCAAUAUGCCUUGUGAAGACACCGAACUUUGCUGGACUCUCAAGUCUGGAAAGACUAGAAUUUGAAGGUUGCACAAGUUUGAUUAAGGUUCAUCAAUCCAUUGGGCUGCUGGAAAGACUUGUAAUCUUGAAUUUGGCAGAGUGCAACAACUUAAGGGAACUUCCGGACAGCAUUUGCAAUGUAAGAUCUCUUGAGACCUUGAGUGUUAAUGGUUGCUCGAAACUUAACAGGUUACCAGAGCAUAUGGACAAGUUGGAAGGUUUGAGAAAGCUUCUUGCUAAUGGGUCUGCUAUUAAGCAAUUGCCUAUUUCCUUGGGACUCUUGAAGAACCUUGAAGAGCUAUUAUUAGCUGGAUGUAAAGAAGAGUUGACUACCAAGUGUUUGUCCGCAUCCUUCUCAAGAUGGGUUUCACCAAAAAGUGUAGGUUCUUCCACAUUACUACCAGCUACGUUUUCUCAUUUAAGCUCAUUAACAAAGCUUGAUCUCAGUCAUCGAAACUUAUCUGACGAUGAUAUUUCUAUUGAUUUUGGGAGUUUCCAAUUUCUUGAUCGGUUGUAUUUAGAUGGAAACAAGUUUUAUAGAACGCCAGUUGGAAUUAGCAAUCAUCCUAAGUUAUUUGAACUGCAUUUAAAUGAUUGCACGAACCUUCAAUCAAUUCCAGAGCUUCCUCCAAAUUUAAAUUACUUCCAAGCAAAACGGUGCACAUCAAUCCAUAGAUACCCAAACCUAUUCAACGUAGGUGCGCUGAUUUUGGGACUCAAAAUGACGAAUUGCGUUGAAAGAAUGGACAUGUGGGAUCUUCGUCAUUUAAACCCACGGUGCUCCGUCAGCUGGGGAGAGGUGCUCUCUCUCUCUCUCUCUCUCUCUCUCUCUCUCUACGCUAUAUUGUUAAUAUUCAUAACGGAGAUUUCAUUGAAACAGGGGAGUUUUUGGUCCAAGGAAAGGUAUUUGGAAGCUUGCAUCCCGGCUAGAGAGGUGCCAGGUUGGUUCGACUAUACAGAAAUGGGAUCUUCAGUAUUGUUUCGCGUUCCUUCCCUCUCAAGUGGUGAAACUCGAGCUAUGAUUGUGUGCGUUGUCUAUUCGACCAAAGAUGAGCAUGAUGACAGCACGUAUAAUUCUCUUACCAUACAUUUUAAAAAUAAUACCAAGGGCUAUGAGACUUUAGAUAAGUCUUCACUUGAUUUGGAUACUAAUAUAUGUCAAGAUCAUACCUGGAUAUGUUAUUUGACGACCAAAGAGUAUGUGGGUCUAAAAGUGGAUGAAGGAGAUGAAUUUGAAGUUUCUGUUGAGGGGCAUGGUGGAAUUCUUGUGAAGAAAUGUGGUAUCCAUUUACCAAUUCAUGAACUUGAGGUGCAGGUAUAACUCGAUUAGACUAAAGUUGAAUGUUUCAGUAUUGUUUCAAAAAUAA